This is a messenger RNA of Neocloeon triangulifer, 2844 nucleotides long. RefSeq lists its product as uncharacterized. The transcript is spliced from 2 exons. The record is from RefSeq and is a predicted model, not a curated record. The coding region runs from base 113 to 2725 and encodes 870 amino acids. NCBI's taxonomy places the organism in Eukaryota, Metazoa, Arthropoda, Insecta, Ephemeroptera, Baetidae.
CGCACGGCGGACGAGUCAGAUCUCAAACGCAUUUUGGUCAGUCGCAGUUUGUCGAGAGCUCUUCAUCUUCAAUUUUUAGUCUAUAUUGAAACAGCAUUUAUUUCUCCUUUAAAUGAUGUGGCUGAUUCUUUUGACGGUCUGCAUAAUCGCUGGCGUCAACAGCGCGGCCAAAUCAAACUCUCCUUUUGAUGAAAUACCCGAGCUGCUUAACUACGGAGAGCAACUCUCCAUUCCUGAGGAUGACCUGAUUGUGCUCAUGGGUUCCAGUGGAGUGGACAAAGGAACCUUGAUCAAAUUUGUCAUUCAGGACGAGACACUUAAAGUGCGCCGGCGGGGCAGCAGACUCGUUUUCGAAAGCGGCCGCAACGUCAACCGGACGCAAUUUCAAGACGUGCUGCCCCAUUUCUAUCGGGACAAAGCCACCGGACACGUUUUGGUUGAUGUUCCUGGCUUCAGCGAGUCGCGAGAACCAAAAGCGGACAUUUCAAAUGCCUAUUUCACCAAACGCGUUUUACAACAAGCGAAAAAUUUGAAAUUGAUCUUUGUUGAAAACCACGUUAACUUGAUGGAAGGUGCGGAUUUUGCUAGUCUGUCUAAAUUACUCAGACGUGCUGCAAAACAGGUACCGGAUAUAAAACAGUUCAGUGAUUCGGUUGGUUUGGUAGUUGCGAAAGUGCACGACCAAAACUUGGAUGACGCUGAUAUUUUGGGCGAAGUCCUUAAUCAAUUAACAGCCAUGAAAGAAGAGUUAAAUUCUCAACUGGAGGACCAGAUCGAAGCCUCAGCAGAGCACAAUGAAAUUUCAGGAAUGUUGGAUGUCCUGGACGCAAUUUACGCAAAUGGAACGGCGGAGAACAUUGCUCUUUUCCGUCGGCCAGACCAGGAGGGUUCGCCGUGGGCCUCUAGUUUGAUGACCAAAAGCCAAAGAGAAUUGCGCGUCCUGUUUUUCGGCAGUUUGAAAUUUUCACUUAAUGGUUUUGAAUUUCCUUAUUCUGUUUUGCAUAGAAGCCGAGAUUACAUAACAAAUAAUUUGAUCCCAAAAAACAAUCAAAUGACGUCACGCUAUUUUAAAAAGAUCUUGAAAGAGUUCCACGGAUGUGUUGAAAAUGAGGCCAAGGCGAAGUUCGUAGUGCUUGAAAAAGUAAAUUUAUUUUCAAAAGUUUCGGCAAAUUUAGAUAUUUUGUUAAACCGCAGUGACAUAUUUGAUAAUUUAGAAAAAAUAGUUGCUUUGAAAGAAAACCUGGCCACUGUCUGCGCUGCUUGGAAAAAUAUUGAUCUUUCUAUUUUAAAUAAUUUAUUAAAAACUACCAAACUUUCAUACGAUCUGGCUGGAUCGGAUGUUUCUGGUUUUUUGAAGGAGGUGAAAGAUAUUGUGACAGAAGAGGCCAAAAGUUUCAAAGAUAUUUUCAACUUUUAUAUAUUUUUGGAAAGCUUAAAUCGGGAGCUUAAGUCAUACGCGGUGCAAGUAAUUAGGAAGGCGGCGUUCAUCGAACUCACUGCGGCCAACUACAAAGAAUUCAUUUUUAAUCUUUCAAAAUUCAACAUUAAAGUGGAGAAAAAGUCAAAGGUAAUUGCAAUGGAACCGACAAAAAUGAUGUUCUCCGAUCUGAACAUCGUUCUGGACCAAAAUCUAAACCACACAACACGGCGCUCUUUCAAUAAUUUUGGCCAGGAGCUAAUUUUCGAGGGCAGGAAUUUGAUUUUGUCCGAAAUCGUGUCAGAAAUGUUGAAAUACCAAAAUCUGGAGAAUGUUUAUCUCUUUGCUUACAGAACGAUUUUCAUUGAUUGCAAUUUAACCCUGAUCGACGCGAAUAUCUCAAUGGCCGCGCCUAUCAUUGAAAUAAUUGGUGAAAAUAUUGUCUUCCAACUCAACGGGUCCGAUGCAAAAAACGAAAUCAAUAAAACCAAGAGUCGUGGACGAGAUGGACUACCUGGCGAAGACGGACGUAGUGCAGGCAAUACCCUGAUUUUGGCUUUGGAAUUGAGAGGAGCUGAAAAACUAACCAUUCGGAGUCGGGGAGGAAAUGGUGCCAACGGUCAGGAUGGGGUGAACGGGUUAAAAGGCAUCAGCAGCCCCCAACCCCAUUUUGACGAGUUUUACCCUGAGUUUGUAAAUGGAAUUCCAAAUUGGGAAUUCAUCAAGAAUCACGGAUACAAUAUUGAACACCCUGACAAGGACACUAUAGUUUUGGUGAAUCGCCAAGGGGCAAAAGCGCCAACCAGCGGAGGCCACGGCGGCGCCGGAGGGAAAGCUGGAGCCGCAGGAGGAAAUUUUGUUCUUGUCCAAAAGGAGGACGAUUCUAAUAAUCCUGUAAUUGAAAUGAAUGAUGGUGUUCCAGGAAAGCAUGGGAAGGGUGGAAUUGGCGGAAGUGGUCAUCAAACCUGCGCUAAGAACGUGUACUCCGGCAUGUGCAAGACGAAAAACUGCGAAGUGAAAUUUUUAUCGACCUUCAGCAGAUGCAAGUGCAAAUUUCAGUCGGUUCAAUAUUGUGACAAGGAGGCAGACGCUAAGGACGGACUAGAAGGACACGUAAAAAAUAAUUCACAGCAGACAAAACGCACGGUGGACUGGGUUGAUUUUGCUAGAAAAUUUAAUAGUUCUAUUCUGUUCGACAAAAAUUUAGUUGGAACUGAAGAUCAAGAAAGUGCAAGCAAAUUUAUUUUGUAUGCUCAAAUUGUAAUGAAAACUGCCAUGCAAAUUUUUAGAGGAUUUAAUAUGGAUUGAAAUUUCAAUUGCGAGUUAAAACGAUACGUAUUUUCAUUAUUCUACUCAAAUAAGUAUUUUAUCGGGUUAAUAUAAAUGUUAUGAUUUAAUUUAUAUAAAUAAAAUUUAACUUGUAUUAA